GCGCGGAGGGGUGGCGGCGCAGGGAGGGGGCGAGCGCGGCGCGGGGGGGCGGCGGCGGGAGCCGCUCCCUCCUUGCCCAGCCCGGCCCGGCAGAGGCGGCGGGAGGAGGAGGAGGGCGGCGCAGAGCGCAGACAUGGCGGCCAACAUGUACCGAGUGGGAGAUUAUGUUUAUUUUGAAAAUUCUUCCAGCAAUCCAUAUCUCAUUAGAAGAAUUGAAGAACUUAACAAGACUGCCAAUGGAAAUGUGGAAGCAAAAGUGGUGUGUUUUUACAGGCGAAGAGAUAUUUCUAACAGCCUUAUAAUGCUUGCAGAUAAGCAUGCUAAAGAAGUUGAAGAAGAGUCUGAAACUACAAUUGAGGUUGAUUUGACUGAUAAACAGAAGCAUCAGUUGAAGCACAGAGAGCUUUUCCUUUCUCGCCAGUAUGAGUCCCUUCCGGCAACACAUAUCAGGGGAAAAUGCAGUGUUGCACUUCUGAAUGAGACAGAAUCUGUGCUGUCAUACCUGGAGAAAGAGGAUACUUUUUUUUAUUCACUGGUAUAUGAUCCAUCACUGAAAACGCUUUUAGCAGACAAAGGAGAAAUCAGAGUGGGGCCUAGAUAUCAAGCAGAUGUGCCAGACAUGCUUGCAGAAGGAGAAUUAGAUGACAGAGAACAGGCAAAGCUGGAAGUAAAAGUAUGGGAUCCAGAUAGCCCCCUUACUGACCGUCAGAUUGACCAGUUUUUAGUUGUAGCACGUGCGGUUGGCACGUUUGCUCGAGCACUGGACUGCAGUAGCUCCGUCAGGCAACCUAGUUUACAUAUGAGUGCAGCUGCUGCUUCCCGAGACAUCACACUGUUUCAUGCAAUGGAUACACUGCAUAAACACAACUAUGAUUUGAGCAGUGCCAUCAGUGUUCUAGUGCCACUUGGAGGGCCUGUCUUGUGUAGAGAUGAAAUGGAAGAGUGGUCAGCAUCAGAAGCUAGUUUGUUUGAAGAGGCGUUGGAAAAGUAUGGCAAGGACUUCAAUGACAUUCGACAAGACUUUCUCCCUUGGAAGUCACUGACUAGCAUCAUCGAGUAUUACUACAUGUGGAAAACCACUGACAGAUAUGUGCAGCAGAAACGUCUGAAAGCAGCUGAAGCAGAAAGUAAACUGAAACAAGUAUACAUCCCCACCUACAAUAAACCAAAUCCCAAUCAAAUAUCCAGCAACAAUGGGAAACCUGCUGCAGUCAAUGGAGCAAUGGGAGCCUCUUACCAGGCACAGGCCCCAGUAAUAGGUCGGGCUUGUGAAAGCUGCUAUACUCCACAGUCUCACCAAUGGUAUUCUUGGGGCCCUCCUAAUAUGCAAUGUAGGUUGUGUGCGUCUUGCUGGAUUUAUUGGAAAAAGUAUGGUGGCCUGAAAAUGCCCACACAGACAGAUGAAGAUAAACUGUCUUCCAGCCAACCUACCGAGGAAUCGCAUGUUAGAACUCACAUGUCCCGGCAGGCCACACAGGGAACUCCAGUUCGUAACACUGGAAGUCCAAAGUCGGCAGUGAAAACACGUCAAGCUUUCUUUCUUCACACGACGUGUUGGACAAAACUGGCCCGUCAGGUCUGCAAAAAUACCCUCCGGCUGCGGCAGGCAGCAAGACGUCCCUUUGUCCCUAUUAACUGUGCUGCCAUUAAGGCAGAAUAUGCAGAUCGACAUUGUGAACUUACUGGAAAUCCUCUGAAGAUUAAAAGCACCAGAAAACCCCUGUCAUGUAUCAUUGGGUAUUUAGAGAUACAUCCUGCUGUGAAACCAAAUGUAAUCAGGUCAACACCAAGCCUUCAAAGUCCAAGUGCAAAACGAUUACUUGCACCUUCCAAUCACUCUUCAUUAAGUAUUUUGGGAAAAAGAAACUACAGCCAUCAUAAUGGUCUUGAUGAAUCAUCCAGCCAUACAACAAGAACAAUAAUGCAUGCUGCUCCCCAUAUCCAUAUGACCAAUGGUAAGGCCUUGCAAGCCAGUGCAAGUGCCAUUAAGACAAGUACCAUUCCAGUGAUCAAGAGACAGAGGCAAAAUUGGCUUGAUGCUUCAGAAGAUGGUUUCUUUAUAGCUACAGAAGAGACCAGUGCUGAAGCAGUUAGAAAUCUUCUCACGAAAAAUCCGUAAGAAGUUCACCAGAUCACAGCUGAAAAGAGCUUCCAGAACACCUUGUUCUUCAAUCAUUGCAAAGACAAAAUCUCUCAUGAACAAUAGGCAGGCACGAACAGAGCCAGGAACCAUCAUGCACUGAAGAUAUAACAGCAUCAGCACCGUAAUAAUGUCAAAAUCAUGUUUAAUUGUGAAUGCAGAUACAACAGUACUUCACACAUCUUUGAGACAGAAACACUAUAUGGACAUAUUGUGGCUGGGUUGUGUGUUCUGGGCAGGAUCCAACAGCAGCCCUUGUUUUCCCCCACCUCUGCAAGGGCUACUUCUGGUUCGCUGUGCAGGCCUAUCCUGGAUUCCCUCUAUUCCCAAUCAUCAGUGUUAGCUGAUGAGGGAGGAACUGUUUGCACUGACCACACUGAAGGAGUAUGGAUGCAGAGUCCACCCACCACAUUUGUCCAUGCCUCCUAGUGGCUCAAUACAAAAAUAUGCAGCUUUCAAAACUAUUGCAGUGUCUUUAAAAUGGGAUUUAGCCUUGAGGGGUUGCAUUUUCAAAAACAACUACAAACUUCGUUGAUAUUUUUCAGUAUUGGUUGAAGUCACUUUGGGUUUGAUUUUCUGAACUGCUGAACAUCCAGACCCUGAAACAAGGACAAGGUGUUGUUUAGCAGUUCUGAAACUUUGAUUGAAUUAGGAAGUGCCCAUAACUAGUGGCCAAUUUUAAAAUGUAGGCCAUAUUAGCUUUGAUUAAAAUCCUGGAAAGUAUUAUGUGUGGCUGUGAACAUCCAGCUGGACUAGUUGCAUGCGUAAGAGCUAGUCCUAUCAUCUAUAUAUUUGCAAGCAUCCACUUAUUUCUUUGGGUAUUUUUUGCAUUUCUUGAAGUCUAUUCUGAAUAGUGAAAACCAGCAGAACACCAUUCCCAGAAAACAUGAAGAAAUAAACUAUUUCCUAUUAGAAAUGUCUCUCCACAAAAUAAUUUCUACAUCUUGAUAUGUCUGGAUAAAAAGAUGUCUUGCAGAAUGCUUUGAAAUUCAUAAAUGUAAGGCUACAGGUGGAUACUUACCAUGGAGAGAUGAUGUGCCUUUUGAAACUGCUUGUAGGAAACUGUCAGUCUCCCAGAAAGUGGGAAUGGCAACAGAGGCAGGUCUUUUUUCUACUCAGGUACUUACAGGUGAACAAUCUCUGUCCUACUUUGAAAUCCAGAGAAAACCAGCGUGUAGCACUGCUGUGUAAUGUGUCAAUUAUCUGAGGCAAGUUGUCCUUCAAUAGGUUUGGAUUCUGUACGGCUUUUUACAAUGUGGUCAGACACUGAAUGCGUCAUAGUAAACUGAGAUGAGCUUCAAAACUUUUUUUCCUCCCUCUUUACUACUUAGCUCUAGCGGUGUAGUAAUAAUUGUGAGGUUUUCAUCCAGUUGUGGAGGUGCACUCAGCUUUGGGGUUAGAAAGACAAAAAUGUAAGUGAUGUGUCAUACCCUCUGGGUGAUGCCCCCAAAAUUAUUUCCCCCAUGCAUUUUAUGGUUUCAGUCUGACAGAGCAUCUGUGACCUCAGCCUAUAGCUAGCUGUAUUCUCCGUGUAGGAUUUUGAGCUCUUGAGACAGAGACCCAGAUGCUUCUUCAGAGAUGAAAGCACCCUGACCUCUUGAGGGGUCUUGCUGAUGGUUUUCUGGAGUGAUGGAUCCAGGUCUUGUCCACUGUCCUUCACCAGCAAGAAAAGGGUGAUGGAGAGAUUCAUGGCAUGAAGUGCUUGCUCCUAGUGCCCUGAACACCUUAGUGAAUGUCACUGAUUUGGACACAGUUGGAGAAGACCUGUGAUUCAUCUGCUUACAGAACUUUCCAGUAGCCACUGAAGUGUACAGCCCUAGGAGUAUCUUCUAGGCACAGGAUCUGCUUCUUCCUCUCAACAGGAGGGCUCUUCAUCAGAUAGUUGAGCAGAGACAACCUACUCUUAUUAUUAAGGAUUGCCUUUAUUAACUGCAACAUGUGGAAACACCUCCUGUAUAAUACCUUCCUCACCCAUUAAAAUAAAGAAAACAUGAUUACUCAGCAAUCUGUUUGACUGAAAGUAUGAAAAACAUUAACAGAACAAGCUCCCUCAGACAUCAGUGAAAUCACACACAGUAGACUCAUUUUCGAAGUGUCAUUAGCUGUAAGGUUGUAGAUUUUUUUAUCCUGCCUUAUUAAGCUUGUACUCAAAUUAUUUCUUUAGUCAGUGUGCUCCAAUGUCUAGACAGUAUUUUGUAAAAUCUCUGUGUGUUUCUGCUUUUGACAAUAGUAUUAGUAUCCGUAAUAGUCUGAUGUGAAGUCUUUUUUUCUUCUUUCCCUCUGAGGAAAGAUAUAUUGGUAACACAGCUCCCUGUUAUGCAGCCAGCUGCCUGGUACCGUUAUCUUUUGCAUCAAACAGCCAAGGUAAGGAAGUAUCCUUUGCUGCUCCAAGCUGAGAUGCUUCAUCUGGAUACACUGGAAGUAAUUUCACCUCUGCCUAGCAAAGUCAUUUCACAGGUGGCAAUAACCAACCCUUGGGGUAGGUAAGGUAUGGAGAAGACUAAUUGCUGGAAUAACCUCUGCUGUCUUUAAACUGUUCUGCAUGCAGCUGCACAGAGACUUUGUCUCCUCUAAACUGCACAGAGUGCACAGAGAAACUGCACGCCAUGUAUUGCACCUUUGCCUUUACCUGCUCUCUCUCCAUCUUACCUUUCCUGCAAGAUGUUCUUCAGAGACGGAUACAGGAUUUACCUGUGAAUUUCAACUGAGAGUGUUGAUGGAAAAUCUGCUGAAGACAUGUUCCUGCUGCAUUUGUGCAUAAUGAUUUAAAUUUUUGUAGAAAUUGUGACACUUCUUACUACAAUAUCAUGCAAUUCCAUGCUUUCUGUUGAGUUAAAAGAUUCUUCACGGACUGUGAGCAAAGAUGACACAUUCCUGUGUAAACUGUAACAGUGUAUCCACAACAAAUCAGAGCUCUGUACUUUUUUUAAUCAAGCUUCCCAAGUUAGUUAUUUUAAAACCAGCUAACAUAUCUCAGUCAUCAGUAAUGACAUUGAGUAUAAACAUAAACCUUGUAAGCAAGGACAAGAGGUUUGGUACUUACUGUGGGUAUGAGCAAGAGAAUCUAGGCAGCAUCAGAGCUGCAUUUACUGUAUGAUUUAUUUUCCCGUUAGCUGAGUAAGAAAUCUGUCUGAAAAUUUGCCUUUCCAUUUACAAAUAUGGGGCUAGAAAACCAUGCAAAAUGCACAGUCUUUUUGUGUUCAGAGGCCUCAUAUAGAAAGUAAGAAGAUUGUUUUAACAUCUAAAAUGUCUAUGUUGCCAUUUUCAUCUAUAUAGCUACUCUGCUGUCUUGAAAUAUUGUGUAUACUGUUUUCAGAUUAUUUUUAAAGGCCCCUACUUAGAGAUGGAAAUUUUGAUUCUGUAGGAUGGAAAAGGGAGGUUUUGAAAUACUCAAGAUUGUUUGAAAUGUGUUUGUGAUAUGAAAACAACAUCUUUUAAAACAGUGUUUUGAUUAAGGGCAAAUAUAGCCUUUGUUUCUGCAGUCCAAACUUUGCAGCAUGUUAUGAAAAACUUGGAACUGGAACUGAAAUGAAGAACAAACAAGCAGUAGAAAUGGUGAAAUGGAGCCUGCACUUACAGAAUGUGCACUUUUUUAGUAAUCUAAAGUGAAAUUUUUUUUUAAUAAAUAUAAUUUCAACAGAGAUACUUUCCUAAUUAUGAAGGCUUAAAACAUGGAAUGGCUGCACAGUAAUUUCCAAUAUAAUCACAGCAUAACAUGCCACAGCCUUUGCAGAGAACAAUUAUAGUCCUUCAGAAAUACUAUAUUGCAUAGUACGAUUUACUGGACACAGUGUCUUUAUAUAUGUGUACUGCUAUGGUAAUGGAAUUGUUAGAAUCCUUUGGAAAUGUCAGCAAAAUAAUAUGCAUUUUUCAUUUUCUUUUGAAGGUCCUUUAUAAAACCUGUGUCUUCAUAAGCCAGAGGGGGUGUCAAGAGAUCUGAGUUUAUAUAACUGCACAGUGGAAUUUUUUUGAGUAAGUCAGGACUUUUUUAUUCAAAUGUUGCAUGUUGAGGGAGGAAACCUAAUUUUGGAAUACAUGGGGUUUUGGAUAAGAGUUUUGAGGUUGUACUAUAUAGUGAUCAACAAAUUUGAAGAAUAUGCUCCUGUUACUCAUAAAGAUUUAACAGUUGGUAUUGAAAUACAGUAUUGAUUAAAUAAAAACAAGAAGCAUUAAAGAGUUGUCUUUUUAAAAUUAUGUUGUUUAGACUAAAUAUUAAUUUCUCAAUGGAAUGGUAAAACUGGGAAGCUCCAUGUUGGGUGUUUGAGGAUGUGUGGAGCACCUUAGAAUGAAACAGUACUAUUUGAUUUGCAUUAAAGUGUCUUUGUGUACAAA
Molecule: messenger RNA, 6472 nt
Organism: Pseudopipra pipra
Lineage: Eukaryota; Metazoa; Chordata; Aves; Passeriformes; Pipridae
Gene: MTA3
Product: metastasis associated 1 family member 3
Exons: 20
Coding region: 134-2119 (661 amino acids)
Biological process (GO): negative regulation of transcription by RNA polymerase II
Cellular component (GO): NuRD complex; nucleoplasm
Molecular function (GO): transcription corepressor activity; transcription coactivator activity; histone deacetylase binding
Source: RefSeq, a predicted model, not a curated record